CGACGAUCUAAACAAGUAUCAGCUGUGUAGCAGUCAUUGUUCGUAUCCGUUUUGGCAGGCGUACAAGAAUUCUGUUUUUCUUCGUUUUCUGAUCGUCGGGCAGCAGGUCCGACGGGAUAAACGGCAUACGUAUUAGUCAAGAAGACAAGUGGAAAAAAAGGGGGGAGGCUACGAGUUUUCCGUGCAACGCAACCGUGGCUGCGUGCGUGCUCCAGCCCCAGCCCCACCAACGAUCUUAGAGACAAUAAUCGUGUGAAAAACGGGGCAGUACGCGCAUAAGCCUGGCCUCGAGCAGCGAGUCAGACGACGGUGGACUCGCUCCGCCACCGUGCAAAAGGUCCCGUAGUUCUCUCCCGACUACCCUACGACCAGCGGACGAGCACCACACCGAUCCUGAGAUGGAAAACUAUCGCAUAAUGCAACAGCAGACUUCAAACGGUGGCAUUUCCUCCGGGCUUCAGCAGAAUGGCUCCACAGCUGACUCUGGUGGACCUCAUGCAAAUGGCAACGUGACACCGGAAUCGGAUAAUGACAUCAAUGGUGUUAAUGGGGAAACGAAUCAGAAUUUGGGACCACCGAAAGUAAUGGACAAAACCAAUCAAGAUAUUGUGAGACUCAUUGGACAACAUUUGAAGACAGUUGGACUUAAUCGUACAGCAGACCUUCUUAUGCAAGAAUCAGGUUGUCGCCUAGAUCAUCCUGCUGCUGCAAAAUUUAAACAGCAUGUUAUGGAUGGAGAUUGGACAAAAGCAGAGCAUGACCUUAGUGAACUUAAAACAUUUUUAAAUGGCGCAAAUCAAAGUUUAAUAGAAAUGAAGUUCUUACUAUUAGAACAAAAAUACUUAGAAUUUUUAGAAGAAGGAUUAGUAUUGGAAGCAUUACAUGUUUUACGCAAUGAACUCACACCUUUAGGGCAUAACACAGGUCGUGUCCAUCAGUUAUCUGCAUUUAUGAUGUGCAGUGGACGCGACGAAUUACAGACACGUGCUGGCUGGGAUGGUAAAGGUAUAGUCUCGAGAGCAGCUCUAAUGGACAAACUACAAAAAUAUCUACCACCCUCCAUUAUGUUACCUCCAAGACGCCUUCACUCUCUCUUGUGCCAAGCUGUGGAAAUGCAACAUCAACAGUGUACAUACCAUGUAACACAUACCCAGACAAGCUUAGAAAAUGUCUCGCUGCUUGUGGACCAUAGCUGUAGCAAAGAACAAUUUCCGUGCCAUACUAUACAGGUGCUCAAUAAUCAUUGUGAUGAAGUGUGGUAUUGUAAAUUUUCCCCUGAUGGUCGUAAGCUGGCUACAGGUUCUAAGGACAUGACUGUAAUUAUUUGGGAUGUUGAUCCAGAAACAUUAAAAGUAACACAUAGACAAACAUUAGAAGGUCAUACUUACGGAGUGGCAUUAAUUGCAUGGAGUCCUGAUAGCAGUCUUCUAAUUGCUUGUGGACCUGAAGAUUGUCCAGAGCUUUGGCUUUGGAGCAUCGACCCACCUGACUAUGAUUUACGUGCAACAAUAACUCAACAUACCGAUGACUCACUUACGGCUUGUGCUUGGUAUCCUGAUUCACGUAAAUUUGUAGCAGGAGGACUUCGUGGACAAUUCUAUCAAUUUGAUAUAGAAGGUAAUGUCUCAGAAUCUUGGGAAGGAGUUAGAGUUAAAUGUUUAUGGUGCAAAAAUGACGGAAAAACAGUUCUGGCUGCUGAUUCGCAUCAUCGAAUUCGGGGAUACAAUUUUGACGACUUAUGUGACUUUACAAUAUUACAAGAAGAUCAUCCUCUAAUGUCCUUUAGUGUAAAUAAAGCAGAUCGACUUGCGCUUCUCAAUGUGGCUAAUCAGGGUGUUCACCUUUGGGAUUUACAAGACAGAUGUUUAGUAAGACGUUUUCAAGGUGUUACACAAGGACAUUUCACAAUUCAUAGUUGUUUCGGUGGUGUGAAUCAAGAUUUCAUUGCAUCUGGUAGUGAAGAUACUAAAGUGUAUGUAUGGCAUAUCAAGAGGGAGCUACCUAUAGCAAUUCUAACAGGACAUAGUAGAACAGUAAAUUGUGUGUCAUGGAAUCCCGUGUAUCAUCAAAUGAUGGCUUCUGUAUCAGAUGAUUGCACAGUAAGAAUAUGGGGACCUAGAUCAUCUUCUCCAGAAAAAGUUGAUAGUGACAAGACUGUACCAAUAGAAAGCAACUCCUCAAAUGGUAGUGGAUGGCAUGAAAUGGUAUCGUAGCGAACUACAGUAUAUCAGUGUUCCCAUGACUUCAUGGUGUUCAAAAGACUAUCAUAUUGAUCGUCAUACUGACUCUUUCCUGCC
Messenger RNA from Habropoda laboriosa, 2297 nucleotides. Its product is annotated as WD repeat-containing protein 26. Gene Ontology annotation, molecular function: protein binding. Gene Ontology annotation, cellular component: GID complex. NCBI's taxonomy places the organism in Eukaryota, Metazoa, Arthropoda, Insecta, Hymenoptera, Apidae. The transcript has 11 exons. Gene Ontology annotation, biological process: proteasome-mediated ubiquitin-dependent protein catabolic process. The record is from RefSeq and is a predicted model, not a curated record. Bases 399 to 2213 code for a protein of 604 amino acids.